Molecule: messenger RNA, 246 nt
Organism: Vanrija pseudolonga
Lineage: Eukaryota; Fungi; Basidiomycota; Tremellomycetes; Trichosporonales; Trichosporonaceae
Exons: 1
Coding region: 1-246 (81 amino acids)
Source: RefSeq, a predicted model, not a curated record
AUGGUGGACCGCGACCAGGCGAGGCUCGACCAAGUCUACGCCGACGUGACCAAGGUGACGCAGUUUGUCUACUCCAUCGCCCGAAUUCUUCUCGUUGUGAGAGACGGAGAGCUCGCACUCAACACUCCCCUCGCUACCGAGCUCUGGGGCGCUGCGGGCGCCGAGCUGUGCGCCAGUCUCACGCCUGAGGCGCUCGGCUUUCCAGCCGUCGAUGCGGCGAUGGAGUUUGAAGACCCCUUCUUGUAA